Loxodonta africana (African savanna elephant) is the source of this 395-nucleotide messenger RNA. It is a transcript of the gene COMMD6, whose product is annotated as COMM domain containing 6. The coding region runs from base 133 to 309 and encodes 58 amino acids. The record is from RefSeq and is a predicted model, not a curated record. Gene Ontology annotation, molecular function: NF-kappaB binding. NCBI's taxonomy places the organism in Eukaryota, Metazoa, Chordata, Mammalia, Proboscidea, Elephantidae. The transcript is spliced from 3 exons.
CCGGGGUAAGUCCGGGCCGGGAGGAGCAGCGACAGCGGAGCUCUGGAACUUGAAAAGUCUUUCCCUAAAUUGUGUUUUCUGCUUCCGUUUCAGGUCACCAACCAGCUUGUAGAUUUUCAGUGGAAACUGGGUAUGGCCGUGAGCUCAGACAGUUGCAGAUCUCUCAGGUACCCUUACGUUGCAGUGAUGCUAAAAGUGGCAGAUCAUUCAGGCCAAGUAAAGAGCAAGUCCUUCGAGAUGACAGUUCCACAGUUUCAGAAUUUCUACAGACAGUUCAAGGAAAUUGCUGCUGUUAUUGAAACUGUAUGAAAACAGUUUGUUGCUAUAGAUGGCUGUCAUCCUGCGAAAAUCAUGGACUUAACUUUCUGCAACCAAACUGCAUAAGGAGUUGAUAU